This is a messenger RNA of Paramacrobiotus metropolitanus, 1726 nucleotides long. RefSeq lists its product as uncharacterized. Bases 147 to 1361 code for a protein of 404 amino acids. The transcript is spliced from 7 exons. The record is from RefSeq and is a predicted model, not a curated record. NCBI's taxonomy places the organism in Eukaryota, Metazoa, Tardigrada, Eutardigrada, Parachela, Macrobiotidae.
CGAAUCCAUAUUAUUAUCAUGUUCAAUAUGAAUCAAAAAUAAUUAGUAAUAAUAUUGACCUCUCCUUGGUUUGCAGUACAACAAAGUUCUUUUUUAAAUAGCCAGGCACGGAAACUAGACACGGCCUGUUCACAAAAAAAUUCCUUAUGUCUGCGCCAAGUGGGCGAUGUCGUGCUGCACGAUUUAAAAGGGAGACUGGAUUGUUAUGUUUGCCUGCAGUAAUCCUGCCGUGGUUCGUUAUUCUGGGUUUAGCCCGGCAUUGUGAAGCGGGUUGUUCCCCUUCUCCCCAGGUCGAAUGGAAGUGCGAAGUUUGCGGUACGCCGUCGACGGCAGCCUGCUCCGACGGGGGCGCCAUCAGUUCGAUGAUGAUGAAAGGCAACUGCGAUCUCGGUGCGGGAUGUUUGACAAGAUAUUUUGACCGAGCAGGAGAUGGAAACUGGGUGCUGGAAAAGGGCUGCGGACGUGCGCUGAAUGAGACCAGUACCACACCGCCGGGAUUGUGGCCUUCGGCCAGCGUCUGUGAUCCAUAUUAUUCGGUUUUACUAAUUUUUCGAAGUAUGGCUCCUCCAUCUGGAAUAACUGCUGCUACAAAGUAUCGGCCAGUGAAUACCGCUGCUACUGCCAAGAUGCGUAUUCUUCUGAUUGGAGAUCGUGUACAUACCCAUGCAAUCUGCAAGGAUUAUACAGUAAUUUCCUCCAACUGGCCACCUACAAGAUGUAUCAGGAUAAACCAAUUGGAAAAUGGUUUAGUUUUGAGCCGAGUCCCACGUCAACCACAACGACGACGACAACUACAACAACCACCACAACGACCACACCAACCACUACGACGACAACAACGACACCGACCACGACAACAACCACCACGCCUACGACAACGACCACGCCCACUACGACGACAACAACGACACCGACCACGACAACAACCACCACGCCAACGACAACGCCCACGACAACGACCGCGCCCACUACGACGACAACAACGACACCGACCACGACAACAACCACCACGCCAACGACAACGCCCACGACAACGACCGCGCCCCCUACGACGACAACAACGACACCGACCACGACAACAACCACCACGCCUACGACAACGACCACACCCACCACGACGACAACAACGACACCUACCACGACAACAACGACCACGCCCACUACAACAACCCCUACCACGACUACAACGCCCACUUCGACCACAACGCCCACGAGGACACUCACGCCCACUGCGACAACCACGACUAUAUAUCAGCGACAACCAGCGACAUCAAUGCCGGAAACCUCGGAAACAACACCCGGUGAGAUGGUCCUCUGGCUUUUUAAUCAACCUUUUGUUACGACUUAUGACGACUGGUUAAACUGGUUAAACUCAUUCGUCGUUGUGCAACGGAUGCAUGCUGUUUUCAUUCCGUACUAGUCUUUGUACGCAGGUAAAACCGCCCAGAGCAGAUAUGAACAUUUCGCUCCCACAACUGCGUAAGUUUUUCCCGGACAGUUCUUUAGCUGGGGCAGUAAAGUUUUUCAUGUUGGAAUCACAUUUCGAAUUUCAAAAAGUUUAUGAGUUUCCUAAAGCAACACACACAUGGCAACUUUUCAAUAAUGUUUCUCAUUUCGCAAAAAUCAUUCUAACCAGAAGUAAUUUUCCUUUUAUAAGAACUGUUUUUCGACGAAUAUUUUGUUUCGUCAUGGUGAUGCAUUGUCAACGCUGGCGGCAAUUUAGGUG